This is a messenger RNA of Hyaloscypha bicolor E, 1562 nucleotides long. RefSeq names its product t-SNARE. The record is from RefSeq and is a predicted model, not a curated record. Gene Ontology annotation, cellular component: plasma membrane; endomembrane system; SNARE complex. The coding region runs from base 422 to 1414 and encodes 330 amino acids. Lineage: Eukaryota; Fungi; Ascomycota; Leotiomycetes; Helotiales; Hyaloscyphaceae. Gene Ontology annotation, biological process: intracellular protein transport; vesicle fusion; exocytosis. Gene Ontology annotation, molecular function: SNAP receptor activity; SNARE binding. The transcript is spliced from 3 exons.
GUCGUCGGCAGAAACGUUGACCAGUCCGUGAAGAGGCAAAUGACACUGGGUUGAUCCACUGCUGAAUAAGUUAGGUAGGAGCCAGCCAGCCAGCCACAGAGGCAGCACUAAAUGGUGAACUCUGUUCAGGUUGGACACGCCUGACUUCUCUCCAUCGCCAUCGCAGUAGGAUUCAAUUAUUUACGUGCGAGAAAACUUAUCUUACAAGGGCGUCCAUUGCAAUUGUUUAAUUACUGCGCCAACGACGGCCGCUUAUUAUAUUGAUCCGGUCAUCCCAUCUCGUUUUGACAGUCCGUCAGCAUCGUGCGCCGACAGCUCCCCGACAGCAUUAUUCAGAACGUCAUUCACCACGUCCUCAUCUUAAAACCAUUUUACCACCGCCACGCGCGAGUCUUGGUCGUUCAUCAAUUGAGCACGCAAAAUGUCCUACACGCAAUACCAGCAGUAUGGCGGGAAUCCAUACAACAAUGGCCCUAACGCAGAAGCUGGACAAGGCGGCGCAGGAUACUUAGGAGAACCAGAACUGAACCAGGAGAUGUCCAACUACUCGCAGACCUCGAACUACUCGAAUGCCGGCGCUCCGGACGUCUCGCACGCCUCGACGGUCCUCUCGCAACAAGAGUUCCUCCAGCGAGUCGACUUUGCCAAAUCCGAGAUCAGGAACCUGAGCUCGAACAUCCAGGAGAUCGCGUCGCUGCAUCAGCGGGCCCUGUCCUCGCCCGACAGCAAUUCCUCGCAGCAGCUCGAGAACCUGGUCACGCAGACGCAGCUGAAGAACACGCAGAUCCGGGACCAGAUCAAAUAUCUUGAGGGCGAUGCCGUGAAGACGCAGGAUGGCACGAAGAGCGUCAAGGCACGGCAGGCGAAGAACUUGAAGACGGAGUUUGAGAAGAGUCUGAAGGAUUACCAGCAAGAAGAGGUCGCGUACAGGCAAAGAUAUCGUGACCAAAUUGCCAGACAGUAUCGGAUUGUCAACCCCGAGGCGUCGGAGCAGGAGGUUCAGGAGGCUUCAAACAUGGAUUGGGGCUCGGAAGGUGUUUUCCAGACUGCUCUUAAGAGCAACCGCUCAGGACAAGCUUCCUCAGUCCUCGGUGCCGUCCGCGCUCGUCACAAUGAACUUCAGCGCAUUGAGGCCACCCUCACAGAACUAGCAGCUAUGUUCGCAGACAUGGCCCAGAUUGUAGAGGCUCAGGACCCAGUAAUCGAGCACACGGAACAGAACGCCACCCAGACAGCCGAGGACGUAGACAAAGGAAACACCCAGAUCGACAAAGCGAAUGAGCACGCCAGACGCAGGAACAGAUUAAAGUGGUGGUGCUUGUUGGUCGUGGUGCUUAUUGUUCUGGCUAUUGCCCUUGGUGUUGGAUUGGGCGUUGGACUGGCUGCCAAAACGACGAAGACAGUUACUAAUUGAUUGAUUCCCAACCUGGAUUGUUGAUGGAUUGUAUAGUUGAUGGGUUUCCUUGGCGUUUGCGAAGUACCAUAGUAAUCACCAGCCACAGCUUCCACAGCAAGGUUGUUCUUAAUGAAUUCAAGCAUCUUCCGUCGAUUUUAGACCAGAC